This is a messenger RNA of Sabethes cyaneus, 567 nucleotides long. RefSeq lists its product as uncharacterized. The record is from RefSeq and is a predicted model, not a curated record. The transcript has a single exon. Lineage: Eukaryota; Metazoa; Arthropoda; Insecta; Diptera; Culicidae. The coding region runs from base 1 to 567 and encodes 188 amino acids.
AUGUCAGUAGCGAAUGCGAUGAAUCUAUUUGAUAUCCUCAAGGGAGAGGAUUCUGGACAACCUGUUAAGCGCGUGGUUGUUCACCGAGUAGGUCAGUGUGUUGGCAAAAAGGAUUUGCCAAUCUAUUUGCCGGACUUUUGGGUAACCCAGCAUAACCGCAGCCACAAUCUACUGAAUGGUGUAAUCGUUGUCCGUGAGGAUUUUCCAAACGGUUGGCAGCCUACGGCUUCGGUGAAAAAGUGCGAUAGUUUUCAGGCCUCAGCAAGCUGUCGACCGUUUUUGGACAAUUUGGCUUCCUCCGAUGCGUGCAGUCUGCUGGCAGCAUCGGAUGCUGUCUACGCCAAGUACAUGUCAUCAAUCGAACCCAAACUGCGUUGUCCGCUGAGGAAAGGGAAUUACACGGUAAAACAACUGAUAUAUGAUGACGUGACCAGAUUUAUGCCCGGAGCCGGAAGCACUUACUGGGAGGUACGGAGUACUGGCAAAAUAGGUGAUCGCAUGGUGGUGUGCUUCGUUAUCCAGUUGAAUGUUCGCCCGCGAAAAGCGAAGGGAUCUAGUGGGCAGUGA